Molecule: messenger RNA, 1398 nt
Organism: Exophiala spinifera
Lineage: Eukaryota; Fungi; Ascomycota; Eurotiomycetes; Chaetothyriales; Herpotrichiellaceae
Exons: 2
Coding region: 1-1398 (465 amino acids)
Source: RefSeq, a predicted model, not a curated record
AUGGCAACGCUCGCUGCCAUCAGCACACCAGCUCGUCAACCCUUCGGUGUCUUGAGCGACUCCAAGGUCCGAAGCCUGCAGAGCCUCAAGAAUAGACAGAAUGCCAUCACACCCAGUUCGGCGCCCUCGCUCAAACGUCGCGCUGCAUCUCCCGAGAUGGGCUCAGACAGCGAAAAUAUCGACCCCAACAUCCUCGACUCCUUGAACAAACGCAAACGCUCCAUGUUCGACGACGACGUGUCCGCGUCCAAAGCCAACCGAUACUCGUUGACGGUCACCUCGACCACACCCAGCACAUCCACAUCCACGUCCACAAAACGACGCCUCGAGACCCCCAAUCCACGACUCGACACAUAUGUCAGCAAACCCUCGAGCACCGCUCCUUCAUCUGCCCCUGCCAAGGCAGCAGCAGGGCGGUCUCCCACACGCCACCGCUCGAGCUUCUUGAAACCCAGUAGCAGACGCCUGAACCUCCCGUCCUUCUCUCGCGGCACACCGGCCCCCGCCCUCAGCUUGUCCGCAGCACUGAGCGGCACGAAGAAAUCAUCCACCUCCCGUCACAAGGUCCUGCAGCACUCUCGAAGAUCGUCGCGGGGCCAGACGAUCCAGUCCAGCAAGCCGCAGUCAUGGUUCUUCGACAUCUACGAAGAGACAGAAGAGACGCAAGACUACCGCAUGAACGAGUGGACAAUGACACAGAGCGCGACCGGCCUGGACAUCAGUGACGACGAAGGCCGGGCAUCUUCCAAGAAGACUGAGAAAUUGGACAAGGGAAAGGAGAACGUCGAUCCCGGCGAGCUGCCGUCUGCACCUGUUACGCGGUCCAUGGCGGCUGCUGCUGCUGCUGCUGCCGCGGCCGCUGCGAGCGAGGAGAAAGACAUCAUGGCCACCGACGACAACGACGAGCCACGCACCCCACUAGCUGAUCUCAAUCCCGCCAACUUCUACGCCGACGGUCUCGACGCGACAAGUGUGGUUCUUGUUCACGACGAUGAGGACGCAGAGGCCGAGACGGAUAUCGAAGAGGACGAAGCCGCAGACGCUGCACAGGUCGCCCCUGCGGCGUCUCGUGACUUUACCUUCCAGGCCUCAACCAUGACCGCCAAGGUGCUCGAGGAGCUCGGCACACCGUCUCUCAACGAGAUCUUGAGCGCCCCAACACCAUCAUAUGGCACCGAAGGCGCUGGAAAAGUGCCCUUCGUCGGAGCAGGUCUCGACCUUGACGCCGCCACCGACAAGGUCGACGCCUCGAUCGAGAUCUGGGAGAGUGAGAGCGCCAAGGAUGAGAAUGAAAAGGCCGACGUCGACGUUGACCCCCACAUCCACGUCUACCGCCCUGGUACUCCUGGUUCCAUUGGUGUUGGUGAUGAGAAUGUCUUUGCUUUACAAGAGCUGUAG